Messenger RNA from Melopsittacus undulatus (budgerigar), 6957 nucleotides. RefSeq names its product dishevelled segment polarity protein 3 (gene DVL3). The transcript has 16 exons. The coding region runs from base 46 to 2235 and encodes 729 amino acids. Gene Ontology annotation, cellular component: cytosol. Lineage: Eukaryota; Metazoa; Chordata; Aves; Psittaciformes; Psittaculidae. Gene Ontology annotation, molecular function: frizzled binding. Gene Ontology annotation, biological process: canonical Wnt signaling pathway; intracellular signal transduction. The record is from RefSeq and is a predicted model, not a curated record.
CGCAGAGGCGCAGAGGCGGAGGCCUGGUAGCCGGGCAGGGGCGCCAUGGCGGCGGCCGAGACGAAGAUCAUCUACCACCUGGACGAGCAGGAGACGCCGUACCUGGUGAAGCUGCCGAUCCCGGCCGAGCGCGUCACCCUCGGCGACUUCAAGGGCCUCCUCAACCGCCCCAACUACAAGUUCUACUUCAAGUCCAUGGACGACGACUUCGGGGUGGUGAAAGAAGAGAUCUCUGAUGACAAUGCCAAGCUUCCCUGCUUCAACGGCCGGGUAGUGUCUUGGCUGGUGUCUGCAGAGGGUUCCCAUUCAGAUGCUGGCUCAGUCUGUGCUGAUAACCAGACAGAGCUGCCACCUUCUAUGGAACGCACAGGAGGAAUUGGAGACUCCAGGCCUCCCUCUUUCCACCCUAACACUGGGGGAAGUAGAGAAAAUUUGGACAAUGAGACAGAGACGGACUCAGUGGUGUCAUCCCAAAGGGAACGACCCCGUCGGACAGAUGGGCCUGAGCACGCACCAAGGGUGAAUGGGACUGUAAAGGGAGAACGGCGCCGAGACCUGGGCGGGUACGAGAGCUCCUCCACACUCAUGAGCAGUGAGCUGGAGACCACCAGCUUCUUCGAUUCAGAUGAAGAUGACUCCACCAGCAGGUUUAGCAGUUCGACAGAGCAAAGCAGUGCUUCUCGUCUAAUGAGGAGACACAAGCGACGCCGGCGAAAACAGAAGGCUCCACGCAUUGAGCGGUCAUCGUCCUUCAGCAGUAUCACAGACUCCACCAUGUCCCUGAACAUCAUCACAGUCACACUGAACAUGGAGAAAUACAACUUUCUGGGCAUUUCUAUUGUGGGACAAAGCAAUGUGCAUGGAGAUGGAGGCAUUUAUAUUGGCUCUAUCAUGAAGGGUGGCGCUGUGGCAGCUGAUGGCAGGAUUGAGCCAGGAGACAUGCUGUUGCAGGUAAAUGACAUCAACUUUGAGAACAUGAGCAACGAUGAUGCUGUGCGGGUGCUGAGGGAGAUUGUGCACAAGCCAGGGCCCAUCACCCUGACGGUGGCCAAGUGCUGGGACCCCAGCCCCCGUGGCUGCUUCUCGUUACCCAGGAUUGCUCCCCAGCGGAUCUGGGCUGGGCCAGACUCUCCAUGCUCCGAUCCGGGUGAGCCCAUUCGGCCCAUUGACCCGGCAGCCUGGGUGUCUCACACAGCAGCGAUGACCGGCACCUACCCAGCGUACGGUAUGAGUCCAUCCAUGAGCACAAUCACUUCCACCAGCUCCUCCAUCACCAGCUCCAUACCAGAGACCGAACGCCUCGACGACUUUCACCUGUCCAUCCACAGUGACAUGGCCACCAUUGUCAAAGCCAUGGCAUCACCAGAGUCAGGCCUGGAGGUGCGUGACCGCAUGUGGCUGAAGAUCACCAUCCCCAAUGCCUUCAUUGGUUCGGAUGUGGUGGAUUGGCUCUAUCACCAUGUGGAGGGCUUUACAGACCGUCGUGAAUCCCGCAAAUAUGCCAGCUAUCUGCUGAAGGCUGGCUAUAUCCGACAUACCGUCAACAAGAUCACCUUCUCAGAGCAGUGCUAUUACAUCUUCGGGGACCUCUGUGGAAACAUGGCUAAUCUGUCUCUUCACAAUCAUGAUGGGUCCAGCGGUGCCUCUGAUCAGGACACUUUGGCUCCACUCCCCCACCCAGGAGCCGCACCCUGGCCUAUGGCUUUCCCGUAUCAGUAUCCACCUCCUCAUCCAUACAACCCCCACCCCGGCUUCCCUGAUCCAGGAUACAGCUACGGAGGGGGCAGUGCAGGCAGCCAGCACAGUGAAGGGAGCCGAAGCAGCGGUUCCAAUCGCAGUGGCAGUGAGAGAAGGAAGGAGAGAGAGAAAACCGGGGAGUCAAAGUCAGGCGGCAGUGGGAGUGAGUCGGACCACACCACGAGGAGCAGCAUGCGGCGUGAGCGUGCUGCCAGCGAGCGCUCGGUGCCAGCCAGCCAGCACAGCCAGCGCAGCCAGCACUCACUGGCUCACAGCAUUCGCAGCCACCACAGCCAGCAGUCAUAUGGGCCGCCCGGCCUCCCCCCUCUCUUCAGCCCCCCCAUGUUGCUGAUGCCUCCACCACCUUCAGCCAUGGGGCCCCCUGGGGCACCGCCAGGCCGUGACCUGGCCUCUGUGCCCCCUGAACUGACAGCCAGUAGACAGUCCUUCCGAAUGGCUAUGGGCAACCCCAGUGAGUUCUUUGUGGAUGUAAUGUGAAGCGCCCGUCCCUUGUCCGUCUGCUGCCCUCCUUUCCCCCUUCCAUCCCCGUCGUUUGUCUCCUAGGACCAGCCCUGGCUUCACCCCUUGGUUUUUUGGUUUGGUUUUGUUUGGUUUUUCCCUUUAUUCCUUUUCGUUACCAAGAAAAGAAAAGAAAUAAAUGAACUAAACCUUGAUUCUAAUCCCACCUUGAGCGGGGUGGGCGGGCCUGGCAGGCCUGCUGGGUGCCGCAGCCCCUCCUGCCACCAGACUUGUGUAUUGCCGAUGGUAAUUCCCUCCUGCUGUCCUCCCUAACGCCAUUAAUCCGCAUCCGUCCCAGCGCCCUGUGCUGCUUGCCCGUGUGUCGCUGCUGCCUCGGUCUUCCCACCCUAAACAUCUCUUCUUUCUUUUCACCCUUUUGUGUUUCUUCUGUCAAGCAGCAAAGAAUUACGGGGUGUUUGACUUUCUCUGAGCCUGCCGCCCGUGGGGGGGAGAGCUGGAGCGUGGCAUGGCCCGACAGGACACGGAGCUGCAGGGGCGCUGGGCACGUGUGGCGCUGAAGAUGGCUUCUUUCCUCCCCCUUGCGAAGACACCCUGCCCUUCCUGCAGCCCUGUGAGGGGAGCAGGGACCAGCUUUCCACAUGCGUGUCAAAUCCCCUCGUAGUUGCCUUUCAGCUAAUGCAUGAAUGUUGCAGGGCUUCGGUGCCUUCGGGCAGUGGGGAGAUGCUGCUGCUUCCUUCUUGCCUUCCUUCUCUUGCCCACACGUUGGGGCAGGUCCAAGCCUGGCCCAGCCUCAUUGCAGGACCCUCUUUCACCUUGCUCCUGUCUUGAGGUUGUAGCUCUGCAUUCAGCCUGGAGCUGUGGUUGGUGCCUGUGCACAGUCCUGCACAACUCAGGGCCCUACACUUGCCCUUGGCUACUUGGAGUGGUUCAAGGGCAGAGUUCUGCUCCCCCUGGCCGCUCUUUGCCCUCCUGACUGUGACACGCUGCUGCCUGUCCCGUUUGUAGGGGCUGUCCAAUGCGUGGGGCUUGCAGUUACAGCUGUGGCCUUCUUCCUGCUGUUGAGCAAUGUGACAUCUUUAGGGGCCAGCAUGGACAUAGAAGAUGAGAGGGGCACAGCUGUUUUGCUGUCAUGCUUUGGGAAACAGUGAAUGUUCCCUGUAUGUACCCUCUGAAGUAUAUUAGUCUUCCUCCCCUGUUUCUCAGUACCAUGUGUGCUGUUGGCCUGGCUGUCGGGAGGGAUAAGUCUCUGGGACUGAGCUGGGAUGGCCUGGCUCGUUCCAGACUGUGAAUUGUUCCUGGUUGCAGCACAAGCUCUCCAGGGAGGGAGGCAGCAGCUUGGGCUGUACCUCUGACCUCAGGCCCUGCAGAUAUGCUGGGACACUUGAAUCCGUUUGCUCCAGUGCUCCCUCCCUUUUCUUCCUCUUCUGGGUACUCAAUAGAUAUGCCCUGGGUGGGAGCAGCCCCCUUCCCAUGUCUAGGGCCAAGCACGGUACAGUAUAGACACCCUUCACCCUGCUGGUGCUGGUGCCCGGCGCCCUCUCCUGCUGCCGCGCUGUUGCUUUCUCUGCAGGUGUUGCCUCUGUUUGUCCUUCCUGUGUGUGCGGUUUUUAGAUGCUGGAGAUUAAAUGUGUUUUACUCCUUGGGGGUCUGUGUUGUGCCCGUAACACCUCUGCCAACUCUCACGUGCCAUCAGUUCAUCUUUCUGUGACCCCUAAAGCCUGUAAUCCUACCUGGAGUUGUGCUCUACCAUCCAUCCAUCGCUGAAAUCCGGGAAAAUAACCUCUCCGUCUAGGAGGGCAGUUUAGAAAGCUGACGUUACGGUACAGAGGGGAUCACUCCGCCUAUCGUUCACACCGAGAAGGGACAGUUCACAGCUUACAUAAAUUAUUAUAUAUAUAUUUAUUCAUCAUCAUUUUUCAGAGUGCCCACCCAAUUCCCAUUACUCAUUGCAUAUGAUAAUCUGGGUAGAUAAGGCUGUGGCGCAGGUGCUUGUGAAUUCUAGGAGUGGUCUUUGGGGGCUGUUUUGAGUGAAAUACCCACACUCAUUUUACUCCUUUGUGGAAAUCCGUUAUUGAAGGGCAUUGGAAUACUUGUUUAGUCUCACCAGUUAACUGUAAGUUCGUGUUUGAGCAAAUUUGUGACCCUGAGAGGUUUCUUUAGCUGUUUUCUCUUGCAGCUGUUUACCUGUUUCUCAGGCCUUAUUGAAAGGAGGGAGGCCCACAUCCGUUUAAAGGAAGACAUCUGUUCCUCUUGUUGCUUCCUUAUCUUGAGAGUCCCUGCAGCCUUGUCCAUGAUUAUGUCUCUAUACACAACAGAACGCUUGUUUAAUUAGGUAUCAGUUCCCUCCUUUGGAAGUAUUAGCUAUGCCUCGAAUUACUUCCACAACUAUUUUUCUGUUCCCCUCUUUGCACAUCCUGUACAAACACUGACUAUUAAAAUUGUGACUAUUAUCAUAGUAGGAUAGUGAACCAUUCCUUUAGGGACCAUGCUCCAAAGGAUUGCAAAAUUUUGUUUAACCAGUUAUUUUCGAUAGAAUAUGUCACUGCCUGUUAGUCUACAGCUUUGUUGUUUGUCCGGAAGUAGGAUGCAUUUGCUGCUUCCAGUGUUUUAGUCAAAUUUUCAAAAUGCUCUAAGACUUAGAUCUAUGACUUAAGUCUAUGAGAGAUUUAAGGGAAUGAUACCCCAUGGGAUAGGUUCUCCUGCAGCAUGAAAGAUAGGUGAACAGUCUCUCUAGUUAAAUAAUGCAUUUUCCUACCCCCCUGUAGCAAUUUCAGGAUGAAGUUCUCUCUUGGUUGGCCCACUGAACAGUCCUCUGCAAAUAGAAAUUAAGGGAUCCCAGUCAGUAUCUGGUCUGCUUUAGGUAUGUUGGUCCUGUGGCUUUGGCAGCCCAUUCUGGUGUCAAUGAGGGUUCGACCCAACUGUAAUGAACCCAUGUGUCUACUCCCUGCACUUUGAUGUCAGUGUUUGUUGUCAGCAAUACCAGGUAUGGCCCCUUCUGAUUUCUUGAAGGGGUUCUUUGGUCCAAGUUUUGACAUAAAUGCAGUCUCAUGGCUGCUAUUUAUGAGCAGUAAUGUCCAAAAUCAUGGGUGCCACCAGUGCAAUAUACUUGUGGAGAGAGGACAACACCUUCUAUGGGGACGUAAUGUAUUCUGUUAGAUACUGAUCUCCAAUAAUCUGUUAAUUUACUUUCUGUGAUUUGGUGUGAUUGCCCAUAUAAUAUUUCAUAUGGCCUUAAUUUUUCUUUUGACACCAGUCUGACUCUAACUCUUAAUCAUGCCAGAGGUAACACAACUGGCCAUUUUAGAUAAGAUUCCUGGCAAAUCUUACUAAUCUGUUUCCUUAAACUCUAAUUCUUUCUACUUUUCCACUAGACUGGGUUCUCCAAGGGGUAUGCAAAUCUCACUUUAUCCCUAUUACCUUGGACAGAUUUUGUACAACUUUGGCAAUGAAAUGUGAAACGCAGUCAGAUGCCAUUGCUAUAGGUACCCCAAACCUUGGAAUUAUUUAUUUUAAUAACAUUUUUAUUACUUCCCUGACCUGAUCGGUGUGACAGGGGAAAGCCUCCAGCCAACCAGAAAACACAUCUACUAGUUCCAAUAUAUACCUGCGCCUGUUUUGCCACAGCAGCUCUGUAAAAUCUACUUGACUGUAGUAUCCCGGACUAUUGCCUUUCUUUGUUAUUCCAGGUGGCUGUCUUUUAGCAUGGUAAGAAUUGUUUCAUAAACAAAGUUCACACUUCUUUACAAGACUUUUUCUAAUUCUCACCAUUCACACACUCACAACUUGGAGUUUUAAAGCCUCGGUCAUUGAUUCUGUUCCCCAGUGAGUUGCCUGGUGUUUUUCCUCAGCUGUUUUUCUUGUAUGAGGCUGAGGAAUUAUUACUAGCCUGUUUGGUAUAACUCACCAUCCUUCAUUGUUCUUCUUGGCUUCUAAUAGACUUGCCAGUUUCUCAUCCUCUGGUAUCUUGGAACUUCAUUAUGCAAGCACUGAUACUUAUGAGGCAAUAUUAAUCAACGGUCCCUGCUGGCAGCUUCUUUGCCUGUUUUGUCAGCAAGGCAGUUGCCAUUAUUCACUGGAGUAUUACCUAAUUGAUAUGCCUUGCAACGCAUUAUUGUGCCUUUCUGGGGUAGCUGGACUUAUUUUAGCAAAUCCUAUAUUAUUUGUCCAUAUUAUAGGGAACCACUGAGAAAUUAACAAUCCCCUUUCCUUCCAUAUGGCCCAAUGGGCAUGAACAAAGAGCAAAUUUUGACUCUGUCUACAUGUGAAUGGUUUUACCUUUUGACAGUUCCAGAGCUCUCAGUAGUGUGAUCAGCUUGGCUUUCUGCACUGAUGUGUUGGGGACCAGGGCUUUGCCCUCUGUGACCUCAUGUUGGGUUACCACAGCAUAUCCUGCUUUCUGAUUUCCAUUUUUCACGAAGCUGCUACUACCCACAAACAGCUCCCAGUCCAUGUUCUCUGGAGGGGGGGAGGUAUCUUGUAGGUUGGUUUUAGUGGAAUAUACCUGCACUCAAUAGUCUGUAAACCGUUGUGAGCUCUCCUGCUUCUGGAUCGGUUGUCAAAAACACUGCUGGGUUCAAGAGGCUAGUUACUUUCAAUUCUGCAUCCUUCUGUUCCAAAAGCACGGCCUGCUUGGGGAAAGCCAAUGUCUGCUUUUCUGUUCCAGGACGGUUGUUACCAUGUGAGGUACAAAUACAGUCAAUUUUUGUCCCAAAGUACUCAAUAAAAUUUUCUAUUAAAGGC